UCAGUCAGUCGCGAGAUUUCGUGGCGACAAGACAUAGGAAAUAGUCGUACGGUACCGGAUAGAUCCUUUCAGUUUUGGAUUAAGUAGUGCAGUGAGAAGUGAAGCUUUAUAUACUUUUUUUUGGGAGUAAAGUGAGAUUUUUCUCAAUUUUUUUCCCUCACUUUUUUUGAAAAAAAAAAAAAAUAAAUUUUCUGUGUGUACUCACGGAUUUUCUGAAUAAAAUUUAUUAAAGUACAGUACGUGAAAAUAAGAGAAAUAGAAAACAUUAAAAGUACUAAGAAAUAAUAGAGAGAAGUUAACAUCAGGUUGAAAACAGCCCAUCAUCAUCAUGGGGUUGUUAGUGAAAAAUUUAAUAUUUUUAUCAUUGAUAGCAGUCUAUCUGCUGCCUAAUGUUAGAGCACAAGCUUGCAAUGAUGAACACGAAUUCACAUGUAGUGAUGGUACCUGUAUUCCAAAUGUAGAUAAAUGUAAUCAAGUCAGCGAUUGUCCUAACGGAGAGGACGAAGAUGAUUGUGAAAAUUGUGAUGGAUUCCAAUGUGAGAAUGGUAUGUGUUUGGAUCUUGAAAAACGUUGUGAUCGUGUAGCAGAUUGUCUGAAUGGCGAGGACGAAGAAUUCUGUGAUGAAGAAUGCACAACUGAUGAGUUCACGUGCAAGUCCGGUAAGUGCAUACCAGUAUUAACGGUAUGCGAUGAUGUCAAAGAUUGUCCCGAUGGCGACGAUGAACAAAAUUGUGACUGUGCACGCAAUGAAUUUCGAUGUAUACGCGGAGGUACAUGCAUACAAAUUGAACAGAAAUGCGAUGGACGUGAAGACUGUCUUGAUGGAAGUGAUGAAUAUUCAUGUAAGCCUCAUGAAUGUGCUGAUAAUGAAAUUUCAUGCGAUGAUGAAAAUAAGUGUAUACCAAAUUCAUUUAAAUGCGAUGGUGUGCCAGAUUGUAAUGAUGGAACAGAUGAGCUCGAUUGUCCAACAGUCAGACCAGACGCGUGUGAAGUCAAUGAGUUCCAAUGUUCCGAUCUCAAUUGUAUUGAUGAACACGAUCGUUGUAAUGGUAUUCAAGAUUGUGACGACAAUUCUGAUGAACACAAUUGUGAUCGAUGUGGAGAGAAGGCAUUCUACUGUCGAGUAAGUCGUGAAUGCAUACCUGACAAUAAGCAAUGCGAUGGAGAAAAGGACUGUGAAGAUGACACUGACGAAGAGGGUUGCCAAGAUCCAACUGAUAGACCAGCUGAAGUUUGCUCAACUAACGAAUUUAGUUGUGGCGAUGGAUCAUGUAUAAAUAAUGAAUUUUUGUGUGAUGGUCAAGUCGAUUGCUAUAAUGGUCUCGAUGAAGAUCCUGAAACUUGUGAUCAACCAGAUCAAACUGAUGCACCAAUCAGUCCAACAGAAGCUCCUGAAAUUUGUCAAGAUGAUGAAUUCCAAUGCGAUGGACGUUGUAUUGAAGCAGAGAGGCGUUGCGAUGGCAGACCUGAUUGUUCUGAUCGUACCGAUGAACAAGAUUGUCCACCACAACAAUGUCCAGAAGACAGAUGCAAUGACGGCACAUGUAUUUACUCAAACCAAAGAUGUGAUGGCACACCAGACUGUCGCGAUGGUGAAGAUGAAGACAGAUGUCCAUGCCGUGACAAUGAAUUCCGUUGUAAUGAUGGACAAUGCGUUUCACUAAGUGCAAGAUGUAAUCGUCAAUAUGACUGCCGUGAUGGAUCAGAUGAAUCAGAUUGCCCACGUUGUCGUCCAGGUGAAUUCCAAUGUACAACUGGCGAAUGUAUCAGCGAAAGUAGAAAAUGUGAUCGCCGAACAGAUUGUAGAGAUGGAAGUGAUGAAAAUGAUUGUCCACGUCCAACACCUCCACCAACUACAUCAACGACUAGAACAACUCCAUAUUAUUAUUAUACACCAUCAACUUCAAGACCUUAUAUUUAUAAUCCUCCAACGACUUCAAGACAAUACAUUUAUAAUCCACCAACACCUCGACAGUACUGCGAUCGCUAUCGUGAAUGGCAAUGCAGUAGUGGUGAAUGUAUUCCGCUAGAAAGUCGUUGUAAUUCACGUCCUGAUUGUGUAGAUCGUUCUGAUGAACGAAGUUGUCAUGAAGAUGGCAGCGAUUGCUCAAAAGAUAUGUUCCGAUGUGAGAACGGUCCAUGUAUAAUGAAUUCAUUAAGAUGCGAUGGGAGAAUUGAUUGUCCCUUUGACGAUUCUGAUGAAUUAGAUUGUCCACCAAGAGAGCCAACAAGACCUGAUGAAGUCAAACUUAACUUGAGAACAUACCCAACAGCACAAACUAUUAAAGAAAGCCGAGAAGUCGUUUUUCAAUGUCGUGAUGAGGGUCCUAUUCGUGCACGAGUUCAAUGGAUUCGCAAAAAUAACCGACCAUUGCCACCAGGCUCACGCGAUCUCAAUGGACGUCUCGAAAUUCCAAGCAUUAAGGUUGAACACAGUGGUGAAUAUAUUUGUGAAGCUGUUGGAUAUCCAAAGAAUACACCUGGCAGUGUUGUUAGUGUUAUGUUGGAUGUUGAGAAAUUCAAUCGUUCAAUCAUUACACCACCAGCCUGUGGUGCCAAUCAAGCUACAUGCAUGAAUGGUGACUGUAUUGCAAGAAACAAGAUCUGUGAUGGAGUCUUCGAUUGUACAGACGGAUCAGAUGAAAAUGGAUGCAGAUCAGGACGUUGUGAACCAAAUGAGUUCCAAUGUAGCAACAGAAAGUGUGUCUUGAAGACAUGGAGAUGCGAUGGUGAAAAUGAUUGCGGUGACAACUCUGAUGAAGAUAACUGCUUCACACAAAGUACAUCAUCUGGUCCAUGCCGUUAUGAUGAAUAUCAAUGUGCCGAUCGUCAAUGUAUUCCAAAGUCAUUCCAAUGUGACAGUCAAUCUGAUUGUGGUGAUAAUUCUGAUGAAAUUGGAUGCAUUGCACCACAAGUUAUUACUCCACCACCACCAAUGGUACGCUUACAAGCUGGACAAGUCUUCAAUAUUACAUGUAGAGCCACUGGUAAUCCAGUUCCAUUGAUUGUAUGGCGUUUGAAUUGGGGACAUAUUCCUGAAAAAUGUAGAACAACAAGUGUUGAUGGAUUCGGUACAUUGACAUGUGAUGAUAUUCAACCAAUUGACUCUGGUGCUUAUUCAUGUGAAAUUAUCAACAGCAUGGGAACUCACUUUGUAUCGCCCGACACAAUUUUAGUUGUAAGUGGAACAAAUGUCUGUCCUGUCGGUUACUUUAAUGGACAAGCUGCAAGAGAGAGUGAUUGUAUCAAUUGCUUCUGUUUCGGUGUCAGUACACAAUGUAAGAGUGCUGAUCUUUACACUUAUGCUUUAAAUCCACCAGUCACAUCACAAACUGUCGUUGGUGUUGAUGGACCAUGGAAUGGACUUCCAGAUAUUGCAAUUUCUGAAUACAAUAGACAUCAACUUACCUCAACACGUCAUGGUGUUCAAUUUAGAGCAUCUGACAUCCCAGCUGCCUCAAAUCGUGUCUAUCCAUAUCACUCACUUCCAUCCGAAUAUCACGGCAAUCAACUCAAAUCGUAUGGAGCUUUCUUACGAUAUGAAGUUGAAUUUAGUGGACGAUCACCAUCAAAUGACAUUCCUGAUGUUAUUGUUCAAGGUAAUGGAUAUACAUUGACAUACUCAGUUCCUGGCCGUCUUAGUCCAAAUUCACGUAACAACAUGACUGUUCAAUUCUCACCAAGAACCUGGAAUAAAGUUGAUGGAAACGAAGCAACUCGUGAAGAAAUUAUGAUGGUUCUUGCUAAUGUUGAGAACAUCCUUAUUAAGCUCCAAUACAUCGAUAGUGGUGAAAGAAAUGUUGAAUUAGUUCAUGUGUCACUUGACUCUGCUGCACUUCGUGAUUUUGGCUUGGGAUCAGCUUCAUUAGUUGAAGAAUGUCGUUGUCCAACUGGAUAUGCUGGAUUAUCUUGUGAAUCAUGUGAAGUUGGUUACAUUAGACAACCAUCUGGACCAUGGUUAGGUAGAUGUGUACCUGAUGUCGAACCUUGCAGACCUGGAACCUAUGGAGAUCCUAGCAGAGGAAUUCAAUGCAAGCCAUGUCCAUGCCCAGUCCCAGGAAAUUCACAUGCACGUACAUGCUCACUUGAACGAAGUGGAGAUAUUGUCUGUCACUGCGAACGAGGUUAUAUCGGUCAGAGAUGCGAACAAUGUGCACCUGGAUAUGUUGGAAAUCCAAUGUCUCCAUCAGGCUGUCAACCAGCUCCACCACCGUCAUCAUAUUGUGAUCCAACUGGAACUGAAAGAGUUCUUUCAAAUAGACGAUGUGAAUGUAAACCAAAUGUUAUUGGAGCACGAUGUGAUCAAUGUUCAGACCAAACAUUCUACCUUAAUAGUAAAUCUGGAUGUAUUAAUUGCUUCUGUAUGGGAGUCACUGGACGUUGUACAAGUACAUCAUACUUCCGUGACACAGUUCGUGCAUCAUUCUCAACACCAUCAGUCAGUGAAUUCUCACUUGUAUCUGGAUAUGAAUUCCCAGUUCCAAUUUCCCAACAAUUACAAGUCGAAAAUCGUGAAAUUGCUUUCCGUGAAUUUGUUUCUAAUGAUGAGACUUAUUACUGGAGCUUACCACCAUCUUUCUUAGGCAAUAUCGUCACAGCUUAUGGUGGUAAUCUUUCAUAUACUGUUCGUUAUGUGUCACAACCAUCAGGUGCUGCAUCAAGAAGCAAUUCUCCAGAUGUUGUCAUCGUCAGUGGAAAUGAAAUCACAUUGCAUCACUACAGAUCAGAUACAAUCCCACCAUUCGGUACACAAACAUUCACAGUUCCAAUUUAUGAAAGAUCAUGGCAACAUUAUGAAGAAGCAAUUCCAGCAACACGUCAACAUCUUCUCAUGACAUUAGCUAAUGUAACUGCUAUUUAUAUUAAGGCUACAUACACAACUGUUGCUGAAGAAGCUGCAUUGUCACAUGUCGCACUUGAUGUAGCUCGUGAACAAGAUUAUGGAUCACAUCAACGUGCAUGGGAAGUUGAACAAUGCUCAUGUCCACCAGGACACGAAGGUCUUUCAUGUGAAGACUGCUCACCUGGAUAUUAUAAAGGUGAACAAGGAUUAUACCUUGGAUUGUGCGAACCUUGUGACUGUAAUGGACAUUCAGAAGAAUGUGACUCAAAGACAGGAAUUUGCAGAAACUGCCGUGAUAAUACUUAUGGAGAUAAUUGUGAAUUGUGCUUGCCAGGAUUUCAUGGAAAUGCUACAUCAGGUGGAUGUAUUCCAUCCGGCAGUCAGACAAACAAAUGUGAAGACUGUAGCGUUGAAGGAACAUCAUCAUGCGAUCGUGUAUCAAGAAGAUGUAACUGCAAGCCAAAUGUUAUUGGAUCAAGAUGUGAUGUUUGCCGUGAUGGAACAUUCGGAAUAUCUGAAACUAAUCCUUACGGAUGUCGCGAAUGCUUCUGCUCAGGAACAACAAGAAGCUGUGCUGAAGGAAUUUUCUAUCGUGAACAAAUUCCAAUCUUUAUCUUUGAUGACACAAAUCAUUUUGAAUUGACAGAUCGUGAAGGACAAAAUCCACUUCCAACAGAUCAGUUUGAUAGAAAUAUAGAAGAAAAUGAAAUCAGCUAUCAGUUUAAUGACGAUUCACACUCAUACUACUGGAAUCUCCCUGAUCGUUUUACUGGAAAUUUGAUCUUGUCAUAUGGCGGCAAAUUGUAUAUCACACAAAAAACUGACGGUUCUGGACAUUAUGUUAAUGAUCAAGACGUUAUUAUUCGUGGUAAUGGCAUCACAUUGGCACACUCACGUCCAAAUAUUGAGGAAGAAACUUACACUGUCAGUUUACUUGAAAGUGAAUUCCAAACAACUACUCGUGGUGGACCAAGACCAGCUACACGUGCUGAUAUCUUGACUGUUUUAUCAAAUGUUGACAGCAUUUUAAUCCGUGCUUCAGUUCGCUCAUACACAAGUGAAUCAAGAAUUAGUGACAUUAUUCUCGAUACGGCUGUAAGACAACCAACAGGUUCAGGACGUACUAGUGAUGUUGAAGUCUGCAGAUGUCCACCAGGAUAUCGUGGAACAAGUUGCGAACAAUGCGAUGCUAAAUUCUAUCGCGAUUCAAAUGACAGAUCAGCUGGAUUAUUAGGAACAUGCAAAAGCUGUCCAUGUGAAAAUGCUGACUCAUGUGAAAUGGGACCAAAUAGAAGAGUAGUUUGUCACUGCAUGGAUGGAUGGACUGGUGAAACAUGCCGUGAACGUCCUGGAGUUCCAACAACUACAACAACAUUGAGACCAACCCUUGCACCACCAUCAAUUGAGGUUGUCAUCACAUCACCAAGAAUAAAGAUUGUUGAAAUCGGUGAAAUUGUUGAAUUCAACUGUAAUGCUCAUUAUCUUGUUAAUAACAAACCACUCAACAUCCGCUGGUACAAAUAUGAUGGAUCUCUAUCAACUCGCACAAGAAUCGAUCAAGGAUCACUUUACAUUCAAGAUGCACAAGAAGAUGAUAGUGGUGUGUACAUCUGUCAAGCUCAAGUUGGCCAUGAAAUUGUUCGUGACAAUGUUACACUUACUGUUGGUGAUUUAGAUAAUCCUUCAACAGAAGUUUAUCCAAGACCUCCAGAAGUUAUCGUUGAGCCACGUGUUAUUAAUCUUGAAGAAUUUACACCAGCUGAAAUCCGUUGUUCAGCUGCAGGAUAUCCACAACCAAGAGUAGAAUGGAGAAGACUUGACGGAUAUCUUUCAACUGACAUUGUUCAACGUGAAGGCUAUUUGAGAUUCAACUCAUUACGUAAAUCAGAUGAGGGCACAUACCAAUGUGUUGGUCAAAAUAAUGUUGGCGAAGCAGAAAUCACAAUUCCAAUUUAUGUUCGUGAACAAGCUGCACGUCCACCAGCAAGAGAAGAAGUAAGCGUUGAGCCAUCAGAAUAUACAGGAGAGCCAGGAAAGGAAGUCAAAUUGUAUUGUAAUGCAAGUCCAAGAGGUAAGGUCACAUGGACCAAAACAGGAUCAGUUCAACUGCCAAGAAAUGUUUAUGUUAGCGGAGAAGAGUUGACAAUUCAAUAUACAACUGUUGAUGAUUCAGGAAGAUAUAUCUGCUCUGUUCAAUUCCCUAACGGUGUUACUCGUCAAUCAUAUGCUGAUGUAACAAUUGAAGCUAGAUCUAAUGAACAACCAGCAAAAAUCAAGCCACUCGAACAAAGAUACACAGUCAUCCAAGGCACAGACUUUGAACUCAUCUGUGACACAACUGGAACUCCAUACCCAACUGUUACAUGGUCAAUGAGCGGAGGACAGCUUGCAUCAAAUGCAAGACAAACUGGAAAUGUUUUGAGAAUUUUGAACAUCAAUGUUGAAAACAGCGGUGUUUAUGUAUGUUUGGCAACAAAUAAUGCUGGAAGUGAUCAAGUUGCAACUGUUAUUGAUGUUGAACGUCGCGAACCACCAGUCGUUGAGCUCUUCCCUAAGGAAUCACAGAAACUUCGAGUCGGUGAAUCAACACGUUUGAGUUGUAGAACACUUUCAGGAUCACCACAUCCAACAGUCACAUGGGUGCGUCGUGAUGGACAAAGAUUAUCAUCAAGAAUCACAGAAGACUAUCCAGGUGUCAUUACAUUGAGAGAUGCUAAGUUAGAUGAUGCAGGUGUCUACGAAUGUAGAGCAUCAAAUAUUGCCGGAGAGACUUCAUUGUCAACAACAUUGGAAAUCCAACAACAGCCAUCAAUUAAAUUAUAUCCAGACAUUCAAAGCUUUGAUCUCACCGAAGGUGAUGAGUUGAAAUUUAAUUGUAUUGCCACAGGUACGCCAACACCAACAGUCACCAUCAAGUCACCAGAUGGAGUUCCACGUAUGGAAGUAAGAACCUCAGAGAUUCAUCGUGACCAAGGAGAAGCAUCAGUUUCACAUUAUAAUAUUCAACGAAAUCAAGCAGGAUUAUAUGAGUGUGUUGCUGUUAAUGACGCAGGACAGGAUGUUAGAUACAUCCAAGUUAAUGUUGCUGUUAAAAGAGGUGAUGCCGGUAUUCAUGAUCAAGAUGACAUUAAUGAAAUUCCAGAUGAACGUUAUCCCUUACUUUCGACAGAGAGGCCAAGACCAACAAUGAAUUAUCCACCACAAUUACCAGAUGAAACUGCUUUCCAACCAACACAACCAGUUUCACAGCCACCAUUCACAGUUCAUCUUGGUGAAAGAGCUGAAUUCAACUGCAGAGAAGAAGGUCGCAAUGUAAGAACUGAAUGGAGACGUGCCGAUGGUCAAAGAUUGCCACAAGGUGCCAACAUUUAUGGUGGUCAAUUGAUUAUUGAAAAUGUUGGAUAUGAUGCCAAUGGUCAAUAUGAAUGCUUCAUUUAUGAUAGUUAUCGUCGUCCAGUAACACUUUUAUUGGCACAACUUGUUGUUGUUGGUGGACCACCAAAGAUUGCUUUCAAUCCACCCAUGCCAAUUACAGUUAGAUCUGGUGAUGAUGUUAUGAUUUAUUGUAAUGCAACAGGCGAUGGUCCAAUUAGAGUGUACUGGCAUGGCGAUGGUGGAGCUCGAUUGCCAUCAUCUGUUCAAGUCAGUGGAAACUACUUAAGAUUUAAUAAGAUUGCACCAGCUGAUGAGGGUCGAUAUGUUUGUACUGCAUCAAAUGUUUAUGGAAAUACUACAAAGGUUGCUGAAGUUAUUGUUGAUCACAACUCACCACCAAAUCGUCCACAAAACCCAGAAAUUUAUGGACGCACGAAGGAAGGCUAUGAAGGAGACCAAGUAACAUUGACAUGUUCAGAUGACGGUGCAUUACGUGGAUAUAUUAGAUACGAAUGGGAAAAAGAAGAUGCAGAUUUGCCACCACUUGCCGAAAAUCGUGACAACAUUUUGAUUCUCUACAACACCCGUUAUGAUGAUGGUGGUCGUUACAUCUGUAAGAUCUACACCGAGGACGGAAGAGUGACACAAAACUAUGUGGAUCUUGUCAUUAAGCCGGCAAUUCCACACUUGACAUUGUCAACUCAACGAUCUUAUGUCAAACCGGGCGGAUUUGCUGAAGUCGAAUGUAAGUCAUCAGCUGGACCAGAUGUUAAGGUUACUUGGCAAGCAGUGAAUGGAGAGCCACUUCCUCUUAAUUUCGAGCAAUACGGCAACCGACUUAUCAUCACAAACGCUCAAAAUGACAACAGCGGUAGAUACAACUGUGUCUGCUACACAACCGAAGGACAAGCUUAUCUCAGCGAAUACGAACUCGUUGUUGAAGAACCACCAGCAAAACACAUCACACCACGUGUUGAACAUGCUGAAGUCGGUGCAAGUGUAGUUCUUCGUUGCGAUUCACAACGUUCACCAUCAACAUAUUUAUGGACAAAACAACACGGCUCAUUCCCACCAGAUGUUGAUACACACUCAGAAAUCUUGAAAUUAAUUAAUGUUCAAGCUAGCGAUGCUGGAACUUACAUUUGUAAUGCUCGCCACAAUGGUCAAUUGGUUGAAAUUCCAACAACUUUAGUUGUUACUGGUGCAAUUCCAUUCUUCCCACAAUCGCCAAGAAGUUACAUGAAGUUCCCAAGACUUGAUCAAGCUUACUCAAAGUUCAACUUUGAAAUCACAUUGAGACCUGAAAGACCAAAUGGUUUGAUUCUUUACAAUGGACAGAAACGUGGAUCUGGAGACUUUAUUGCACUGUCACUUGUUGAUGGAGUUCCACAAUUCCGAUAUGCAUUUGGUGACCAACGUGGAAUCUUGAAACCAGAAAAACCAUUGACAUUAGGCGAAUGGCAUACAAUUAAAGUCAAUCGUGUACGAACAAAUGGAUGGAUGAUUGUUGAUGAUCAACAUCCAGUCAUCUUCCCACCAAAUCAGAAAUUCCAAGGAUUGAAUCUUGAAGAAGAUUUGUUCAUUGGCGGUGUUGCUAACUUUGAUCAUAUUGUACCUACAGCUAGUGAAGUUAAGGAAGGCUUUGUUGGAUGUAUCAGCCGUUUAGUCUUGAACGAACGUGACAUUCAAAUCAAUCAAGAAGUAAUUUAUGCUGAAGGAACAACAGCUUGUGAGCCAUGUGCUGAUGAGCCAUGCAUGAAUGAUGGAGUGUGCUUAGAAACACAAACUGAUCAUGGAUACACAUGCGUUUGUCAAGACGGAUAUACAGGACGUAAUUGUCAAGUUCUUGGAUCACAAUGCUCAUUAGGUGUUUGCGGAAUUGGAAGAUGUAGCGAGACAGACGUUGGAAUUGAAUGUUAUUGUCCAUUGAAUAGAACUGGAAACAGAUGUGAAUACAUUGAACAUUAUGACGACAGAAUUCUUUCAUUCAGAGACGGAAGCUAUGCAGCAUACGACAAAUUGACAGGAAAGAAGAAUAUUAAAUUCAAGAUCCGACCAGAAACUGAUGAAGACGGUGUCAUCCUUUAUGCUGGUGAAUCAGACAAAGCCUACGGUGACUUCCUUGCUGUCGUCUUAAAGGAUAAGCACAUUGAAUUCCGAUAUAUUGUUGGUGGCAAAAUCCUUCCAGUCAUCAUUCGAUCAAUCAAUCCAGUCAAAGUACAUGAAUGGAUGGACAUUUCAGUUGGUAGAUCAAGAGCUGGUCUUGGAUAUCUCCAAGUUGACAAUGAACCACAAAUCAAUGAACCACGAUCAGCUGGACGUGCACAAACAUUGUAUUUGAAGACGAACCUUUAUGUUGGUGGAUAUGACAAGAGAGUUGUGCUUAAUCGUGGUGUUGCAGUUACAAAGGGCUUCGAGGGAUGCGUUGCUGGGCUUGAAAUCGCCGGCAAAUCUAUUGACAUGAUUUCUGACCUUCGUGAUUCAGCAAAUGUACAAAACUGUGGACAUCAACCAUUACUUCCAGUUGACGACGAUGAAGGUUCCGGUGAAUAUCCAGAAACAACAAGCAACGAACCACCACCGGUGAUCUGCAGACCAGGAUAUACAGGCAGACGUUGUGAUAUUGAGGAUGAUGUGUGUGCAGCUAGAGAGCCAUGUGAAAAUGGUGGAAUUUGUUCAAAAUUAGCAGGCAAUAAGUAUCGUUGUGACUGUACAUUAGGAUAUACAGGAGAUCACUGUCAAUUCCCAGUUCUGAUCCAAACAUCAGCAUCAUUCAAGGGCAACAGUUGGCUCGAAUUAGACAGAAAUACAAUUGCUAAUGGCUCAAAGCAGCUUGCAAGCGGAAUUGCACUUUUGUUCUCAACAAAACAAUCUAAUGGAUUACUUUUAUGGUAUGGACAGAACAAAGGACAUGCAUUUAAUGGUGAAGACUUCCUCUCACUUGCUGUAAAUGAUGGAAUCUUAGAGUUUGCAUUCCGAUUGGAUGGUGAAGAGUCAUUCAUCCGUCAUCAUGGAACACGUGUUGAUCAAAAUGUUAGACAUAUUGCAAUAUUGAAGAGAACUGGCAAUCAAGCUAGUCUCGAACUUGAUGGAUUAACAGAAUAUGGCGAGACAAGACCGACACUUAAGAAAGACAUGGAACUUCCAGGUCAUAUCUUCCUUGGUGGUGCACCAGAUAUGAGAAGAUUUACAGGCGAUCGUCAUACGCAAGGAUUCAUUGGAUGUAUACAUGUUGUUGAGCCUAUUGCAGGUGGUCCAAUUCGAUUGGGCGAAAAGACUAUUAGUUCUAUGAAUAUUGAACAAUGCUCAGAAUCCGAUGAUGACGACGAUGCAUUUUUGGGAACAGAACCACCAGUGGUUUAAGAACAAAUAACACAAACACACACUCACAAAAAUGAGAAUAAUUUUUUUUAUGUUUACCAUGAAUAAAUUUUUUAAAAAAAUUAGAUGAAGAUGAAAAUUAUUCAAAAUUCCAAAAUUUGUUUUGCACACCAAUUUAAAAUUAAAAAUAGAAAUUUGAAAAAAAUUAAAAGAAAUUCAAACCUUACACUUGAUACACAAAACACGAAAUGUAUUUAAAAAAUACUAAUCGUCGUCGAAAGAAUGAAAAAAAAAAUUGAAUUUUUAAGAAGAAAAAAAAUGAAGAAGAUUUUUGUCAAUUUUGUGCCAAAUUCUCAUUACUCUAGUUGAUAAGUUCUUGACAUUUUUAUGUUUUUUUUUUGUCUUAAACGAUGAAUUAUUAUUGUAGAAUAAAUCUUUUUCUCUCGGUUCCCGCACUGCCUUUUUCUGCCUUUUUUAAAAAUGAAGUAAAAAAUUUUUUAUUAAUUUUAAUCUUUAAAUUGUAUAUUUGAAUCAAAUUUAUGUCUAUUUGGGUCAAACCUACAUCAACAAAAAAAUGCUUCUUAAUUUGAUAUUUUUUUUUCGUAAUUAAAAUUUAUGGGAGAUUUUGUCACUUGGACAUUAAAUAACUUUUUUUAAAUAUAUAUUUUAAUUUCUUGAUUGUUCUAGUGACACAGCUAUUGAAGUUUGUUUUGGUUGGAGUUAUCAUUAAUGGGAAGUUUUUUAUUUAGUCUACAGGCUGGGGUUUGUGCGAAUGUAUGGGGUGCAUAGGAUUGAGUUAUUUCAGUGAUGUUCAACCUUUUUUGUGCCACGGUUAACUUUGCUGGUAUGCCGCACACGACAUACGAUUCGUGGGAUUUCCUGAUGUUUGUAGCGACACACUAUUUGACCAUCAUUGAAUUAUUAAGUUGGGAUUUCAAACUGAUCUGUCGAGUAUCUUUUUUAAAACUGCUUCUAAAAUAACUAUGAAAUGAUUUUGUUGAAGUUGAAAAACUUUGGGUUUGUAAAGUAAGAGGGGCAUUGAGGGAGUAAUUUGAAGGGAAUAAGGACUUGAACGAACCACUUAAUCUUGUUUCAACUGAAAUCAUCAAAUUAAAUCGAGAAACUCAGCAGCUAAAUGAUCUAUUGAUUAACAUCACAAAUUUGCUUUUUUAUUAAAUAUUGUUGAAAGUAGAAUGUAGUAUGGCAUCUAAUUUGAGGCUGGAAGUCUUUGAUUUUGUGACAGUUCAAACAAAGUAAUAUUUUCCUUACAAAUUUUGUAACAGAAGGGGGUGGGAGGAGGAGGGGGUCUAAAAAUCUAGUUUUUUGAUGAAGAGGGUCAUUUAGACAAGUAAAACAACAGAUUGCAACAUUAGAAAAAGAAACUUUGACUCGACCUAAUUUAAGCUUGGUUUUUAAAAAAAGAUUUCAGACAAUUUUCAAUCAAUAAACAUUCAAAUUCUCAUUGGAAAUUCCGAAUAUACUUUAUAAUAGCAGAUAACCCACUGAUGACAGCCCUUGGUUUUUCAUUACUACGAUUAUUUCUUAAAAUAUAAAAUUUUCCCAUUUAAUAACUCCAAAUCAUUCAAAUUUCCAGUGAUAGACUCCCAUCAGCGGAAUAAAAAAAAACUAUUAAUCUAUAAAAUUAUGUUAAAGAGUAUUUGUCAUAUUCUUGUGAAAGUGCCAUUAUUUUUUUCCUUCCUUUUUUGUUAAAACAAUUUCAAAAAAAAAAAAUCAAUUUUAAUUCUUGACUCUAUAAAUUUUUUGUUGAGGUGCUAUGACAAUUACAAUUUAAUGAACUAAUACAAAAAUAUCGUCUAUUAUCAAAGUCAUAUCAUGAAAAAAAAAGAAUAUGAAUAUAAAAAAAAUAAACAAAGCUACCAAAAAUUUUUUCUGAAAAAUUGAGAAUGAAGAAAAUAAUUAAUUAAAAAGAAUAUACAAUGAUAUAUGAAGAACCAUAAUUAAAGUAAUAAAAAAGAUAUAAAAAACUUCUUUUUUUGCAUUUUUUUAUUUUAAAUAAUUUUUGAAAGGGUAGAAAAUUUUGAAAAGAUUCCCCCAACUCUGAAUUUUGUGUACAGAACAAGAAAAAAAAAUUUUUCUUUUAAAUUUUUAUUUUUUUAAAAAAUGGAAGUUUUAAGAAAAAAAAAUACACCAAUUUGUAUAUCUUAAUAAUGUAUGAAACGAAUAAAAAUUAAUGAAAAAAAAAAAUUAAAGCGAAUAAAAAAAACUUGACAAUAAAAAAUAAGAAAACUUAAAAAAUUUAAAUUUAAAAUUGUUUUUUUUUUUAAGUGCUUCUUAAUUGUAUAACAGCUAGCGACAUCUUUAUUUCAGAGAAGAAAAAAACUCAGGACGUUCAGCUCAAAUAAAUGAUCUUGAUUGUGAAAAUAAACAAUAUAUUCACAAAAGUUGAAAUUUAAUGAAAAUUUGAUUUAUUAAUAAUGAAUUUAUUCCUAAACUUACUCUGGAAUGUUGCUGGCUUCAAAUAAAAUCAAGCACCACGCCACAAUCACACCGGCUUGGUGCUAGAUUUCUAAUCGAUUAGCCGACUUGUGCUAUUCGGGUUUGAUCAGCU
Chironomus riparius is the source of this 14108-nucleotide messenger RNA. Lineage: Eukaryota; Metazoa; Arthropoda; Insecta; Diptera; Chironomidae. The record is from the annotation of a GenBank genome assembly.